Molecule: messenger RNA, 855 nt
Organism: Schistosoma guineensis
Lineage: Eukaryota; Metazoa; Platyhelminthes; Trematoda; Strigeidida; Schistosomatidae
Source: the annotation of a GenBank genome assembly
AUGGAUCCUUCUAAACUUGAAUUAUUACUCGAGCAGCAGAUGAAACUUAUUCAAAUGUUAGCAGAUGCAAAGCUUACGUCUAAUACCCAACCAAGCAGUUCUUAUCCUACUACUACUGCACCAUCAGUUGAUGGCAUCGCUAACAGUAUCUCCGAGUUUCAUUACGAUCCAGAAUCCAAUGUCACGUUUGAUAUGUGGUUUCGACGUUACGAAGACUUAUUCAAAUUCGACUUUGCUAAUCAGGAUGAUGCUUGGAAGGUCCGCUUGCUGCUUCGAGAGUUGGGUCCUAAUGAACAAGACAAGUAUUGCAACCUAAUUCUGCCUCUAAACCCACGCGAUCGCUCAUUCUCGGACACUGUCCAGUCAUUGAGCCAACAAUUCGGAGACAACUCCUCACUAUUCAAUGCGCGUUAUCGAUGUUUGAAGCUCGCUAUGAACGAAGACGCUGAUUUUCUCACACAUGUGGGUAUCGUUAACCGAGAAUGUGAACGCUUCCGGUUGAAGUCGCUUACUGAAGACCAAUUUAAAGCACUCAUUCUCAUCUGCAGCCUUCAAUCACAGAAGUUUAGUGACAUUAGAACACGUUUGCUAAGUCGAUUGGACCAAGAUCCAAAACUAACCCUUAAUGAUAUUGCAAACGAAUAUCAACGCCUAAUCAAUCUACAGCGUGACACUACGAUGGUCCAGCGUGGUGGUUCAGAUCGUGCUGAAGUUCAUGUAGUCCAACAACCACGCAACUCGCAUAAAUCUGCCCCAGCAGCAUCCAGUUCAGGUCAAAAGACAAAAACAAAUCCUCCUGCUCCAUGCUGGCACUGCGGUGCAUGGCAUUUUGUUCGAUACUGUCCAUAUAAGUAA